Molecule: messenger RNA, 605 nt
Organism: Xenopus laevis (African clawed frog)
Lineage: Eukaryota; Metazoa; Chordata; Amphibia; Anura; Pipidae
Product: protein kinase C delta type
Exons: 4
Coding region: 195-605 (136 amino acids)
Source: RefSeq, a predicted model, not a curated record
UGCCAUAUAUUCAUAUAAUCUAUUUUAUUUUUUUCUGUUUGUGCAACAUGUACAGCAAUGGGAAUUUAUUACUGACAAAAAUAGAGAAUUCCUUGCCCCAUCCUAUUUGGUUUACAUAUUUUUGCACCAUUUUAUAAUUGAUAAACUGUUCACUACUCUUAUGUCUGUGUUACCAGCGGCACGCCUUCUUUAUAAUGGAGUACCUGAGUGGGGGAAGCCUAAAACAAGAGCUGGAUCGGCACGGCAAGCUGGAUAUGGAGCGAGUAUUGUUUUAUUCUGCAGAGAUGAUAUGUGGCCUGCAAUUCCUGCACAGCAAGGGAAUCAUCCAUCGAGACAUCAAACCCCACAACAUUCUGCUGGAUCAAGAAGGCCAUACUAAAAUCUCAGACUUCGGCCUGGCUGAACAAAACAUCUUUGCGGACGAUACCAUCACUGGCUUGGCCGGAACCACGGGAUACAUGGCCCCAGAGAUCCAUCAGGAAAAGCCAUACAAUGCGGCACUGGUGGUCAUUAGGCAUCACCAUCGCCGAAAUGGUCACCGAGAGAACUUCACUUUUCGACAAACUGAUGGCUUGCCUCAUCGGGGAAGAUCCUGUAAAACCUAA